GGCUGCUGCGUGCCGAGCCCCGUACGUUCCUGGAGCCAGGGCUGUUGUAAGACGUGGAAACGACUGUAUUCAACUAAUCAGAGCGAUUUCUGCUGCUGCAGAUGUGUAGACUGAGACAAAUUGGUUGCAGUCUGGGUCCAGGCAGGCUGCUGAGCUCGAGAGGGAAGAGGGGCAGGGCUUCUCAGACCACGCCCACUACCAGGGACCUCUUCCCCAGGGACAGGAGCACCUUGUGUCUCAAGCCACGCCCCCCAGUUGUCACGGUGAUGGGACAUGUAGACCACGGCAAGACGACGCUACUGGACUGGCUGCGGAAGACGAGCGUGGCAGAGAGGGAGGCUGGAGGGAUUACCCAGCACAUUGGAGCCUUCUCGGUGCAGCUGUCGACUGGUGAGAGGCUCACGUUCCUGGACACCCCGGGCCAUGCAGCCUUCUCCUCUAUGAGAGCCCGCGGAGCCAGUCUCACUGAUAUUGCGGUUCUGGUUGUGGCAGGGGAUGAUGGGGUGAUGGUUCAGACCAGGGAGUGUGUGGAUCUGGUGAGGAGUGCAGGAGUGCCGCUGGUGGUUGCCAUCAACAAGUGUGACAAACCGGGAGCUGAGCCUGUGAGUCUUCCUGCAUUACUGCAUUCGUUGGGUUCAUUAUUACAGCCUUGUGUGCCUUACAAUGAGAAGGAGAGGGUUGAGGAGGAGCUGCUGCAGUGUGGAGUCCAGUUGGAGAGGUUUGGUGGAGAUGUGCAGAGUGUCCGGAUCUCUGCAGUCACAGGGAGGGGUGUGCCUCAAUUGGAAGAGGCUCUACUGGCAGAAGCUGAGUUGAAUGCAGUGAUGGGAGAUCCGUCAGGACCUGUUGAAGCUGUUGUUAUUGAGUCACAUGUUGAUCGAGGGUUGGGCCCAGUUGCUAGUGUGGUAGUAAGACAUGGGACUCUGGAGUGUGGUGCGGUGCUAGUGGCUGGCAGGACGUGGGGGAAGGUAAGAGCCAUGUUUGACGAGAGAAGAAAACCCAUGAGAGAAGCCCCUCCCUCCACUCCUGUUCUGACUGUCGGCUGGAGAGAUCUCCCCACUUCAGGUGACAACUGCCUCCAGGCUGACAGUGAGUCUGCAGCACGUAGUAUGGUCCAACACAGAGCUUCCACUCCUGCCAGAUUAUCUGGAGUGCGGGAGAAUAGGGAGAGUGGCGAGGGUGGAGAGGGAGUUGGUGUAGUGGUGAAGGGGGACAUGGUGGGGAGUGUGGAAGUAGUGGUGCAGGUGCUGGAGAAGAGGCAACCAGAAGGUGCGGCAGUUCGUGUGAUUCACUCAGGAGUCGGUGCAGUGACAGACAGUGACGUGGAGCUUGCUGCUUCCACUGGCAGUGUCAUCUUGGCAUUUGGUGUGUCCUCGACCAAGUCAGUGAAGGCUCUGGCAAGACAGAAGAAUGUGACCAUCCAUUCCCAUACUGUCAUAUACAAACUGCUGGAGCUACUCAAGGAGCAUGUGAAGGGGACACUGCCGUGGAGGGAGGAGGAAGAAGUGGUGGGAGAGGCUGUGGUUCUCAGGACAUUCACACUGACUGGAGCUAGAGCCGCCUCUGUCGGUGGCUGCGUGUCAAGAGUGGUCGACUCCUUCGCUCUGCCACCUUCAGACUUCUUCGAGAUGGAGAGGUAUGGAGAGGUGGUUCAUGAAGGCCUAGUGUCGGCUAUGAAGCAGGGCAAGAAUGACGUGAGCGAGGCUCGGAAAGAGACAGAGUGUGGACUCAGUUUCUCCUCCUCCUCUGUCCAAUGGAGAGAGGGAGACGUAGUAAUCGCCUUCAACAAACGCCGUGUCCCUCCCUCACUGGACUGGGACUUUGGUUUCUAAUCAUUCCCUAUGUUCAAAUGUCAUAAAAGAAAUUUUACAGAGCAAUAAUACAAUAGCUAUGACACACAUCAUUUAUCAUCUUUCUUGAAGACGUAGGUCAGUCCGCACUUGCCGCAGUACUGUCGGUCAAAAUGUGCAGCCAUGAAGAUGCCAGCGCCACACUCGGGACCCGGGCACUCUCUUCUCAGUCGCUGUAUCUUCCCUGUGUCGUCGACCUUGUAGUAUUUUAACACUGCUAGCUUCACCUUCUUCUUUUUGUGCUUUAUUUUCUUGGGAGUCGUGUAGUUCUUCUUCUUCCUCUUCUUACCGCCACCCCGCAAACGCAGCACAAGGUGGAGAGUGGACUCCUUCUGAAUGUUGUAGUCACUCAGUGUGCGGCCAUCUUCCAGCUGUUUACCAGCAAAUAUCAACCUCUGCUGGUCCGGAGGGAUACCUUCUUUGUCCUGGAUCUUGGCCUUGACAUUCUCUAUCGUAUCACUAGCCUCGACCUCUAGAGUGAUGGUCUUGCCCGUGAGGGUCUUGACGAAGAUCUGCAUCCUUCACGGACAGAUACGAACACUGAAUUGUCAAAUAUCAUCUGAGGCCUCGUGCAGGCCUGGGGGCGUCUCGUAAGAGGACUACUGUACAUGCUAAGCGAAACUUACCUACCC
Geodia barretti is the source of this 2479-nucleotide messenger RNA. The record is from the annotation of a GenBank genome assembly. Lineage: Eukaryota; Metazoa; Porifera; Demospongiae; Tetractinellida; Geodiidae.